AUGUUCGUCCCGCGCCUCCUCCUCUCCGCCCUCCUCCUCGUCGCGCCGCCGGCGAGUGUCGAUCGAGACAGGGACGGGGAGUGCCUCGCUGCCGCCGGCGCCGCCGGCCUGCUGUACGGCGGCCCAUUUGCGUACUCGGUCCUCUUUGUGCGCGCCUUCACGGGGGUUGGGUGGGCUGCGCUCGACGCUCUCCCUCCCUCCCGCCGCGCGGCUCCCGUUCUCGCGGCGGCGGCGGCGCACGACCCACUCGCCCUCCGGGACUUGUGCCUGGCGCUGUGCGCGGCCGCCGGCGCCUCCCUCUCCGCCGCCACCUCCUCCGCGGCGCGCGCGCUCUCGCUCGGGGAAAGCGUCGGCGAGCGCAUCUCUGGCCUCGGCGCCUGCGCGUCCAGAGAGGCCAAGGUGCUGCUCCGCCGCCUCACGUCGGGCGGGUCGGCCGAGUGCGCCGCGCUGGGCACUGUCGCGCCGGGCGCCGCAGAGCGUGUCCUCACCUUCGCCUUCGGCCGGCUGGCUGGCUGCUGGCUCGCCGUGCGGCUGCAGGCGGCGUCGAUGCGACUCCACGUCGCGCUGCUGUCGGCGCAGGCGGCCGGCGUAGCGCGCGCGCUGGUGCGUGGCCUCGGCUCCGCCGCCGCGUCCGCCUCGCCGCCGCGCGACCUCUCCUCGCGCGCGCUCGUGCCGGUGGUCGGCGGAGAGCCGCCCCGGCGCGAGGCGUUCGUCUGGGCACUGGCGCUCCUCGGCUUCCGCGCCGGCAUGCGCGCCUCGCCGCCGCCCCUCCUCCGCCUCCUCCUCCUCCCGCUGUUCGCCGCCUCCCUUCGCGCCGUCGCCGCCCGCACGGUUCGCGCCGUCUGAGACGCAGCGGCGCCCAGAGCGACGUCGCACGCGAACCCCAUCGACGGGAGCGGGAACGGCAGCGAGACGACCUUCCCGAGGUACAGUGCCCUGUUCACGGCACGGCCAACAGAGUCUGUAGAUGAUAUGUGUGUUAAGUAUAUACCCGUCUGAGAGGCGAUUGUCUGCGUGUACGUGGCUGGGUUCACAGC
This is a messenger RNA of Emiliania huxleyi CCMP1516, 1037 nucleotides long. RefSeq lists its product as hypothetical. The record is from RefSeq and is a predicted model, not a curated record. The annotation marks the transcript as partial. The transcript is spliced from 8 exons. NCBI's taxonomy places the organism in Eukaryota, Haptophyta, Isochrysidales, Noelaerhabdaceae.